AAUUCUAAUAUAAGUAGAAAUAAAUACCAUUUUGCAUUUUAAAAUGGUAUGUGAAAAAUGUGAGUCGAAGCUGUCAAAGGUCUCAGCGCCAAAUCCUUGGAGGACAAGCACCGCAGCUGCCGGUGGACGUAAAAUCAACGAGAACAAAGCAUUAUCAUCAGCUAAACAACGGUACAAUCCCAUUGGCAACAGUUUCGCACCAUGUCGCAUUUGCAGGCAGAAGGUGCAUCAGGUGGGAGCCCACUAUUGCCAGGCAUGCUCAUACAAGAAGGCCAUUUGUGCAAUGUGCGGCAAAAAGAUACUAAACACAAAGAAUUACAAGCAGAGCUCUACAUAAGGACGAAUUCAGUUAGACAAUUGUGUUUUAUGUAAAUAAAGUUAAGCUUCAAAAAAUGUCAAAAUGUCUAGGUUUAGUAUAUAGAAGAAA
Molecule: messenger RNA, 427 nt
Organism: Drosophila grimshawi
Lineage: Eukaryota; Metazoa; Arthropoda; Insecta; Diptera; Drosophilidae
Product: cysteine-rich PDZ-binding protein
Exons: 2
Coding region: 44-337 (97 amino acids)
Biological process (GO): cytoplasmic microtubule organization
Cellular component (GO): dendrite
Molecular function (GO): microtubule binding; PDZ domain binding
Source: RefSeq, a predicted model, not a curated record